AUGAGCGAGUUCAAGUCGACCCAGUACUUCCAGCAGAUUGCCGACGGCAUCAACAACUUCUCGGACGCCGAGAAGAAGGACCUCCAGAAGAAGACCAACGCUGUCUUCGAGUUCCACAUUAAGAACUCGGCUGGUAAGGAGCUUGUCCAGACCAUCGACCUGAAGAAGGAUGUUGCCACCUACGAGGGCAAGGCUAAGGGCAAGGCUGACUGCAUUAUCACCCUGGCUGAUGACACCUUCGCCGACCUUGCCGAUGGUAAGGUGAACGGCCAGAAGGCGUUCAUGGGCGGUAAGCUCAAGGUUAAGGGCAACAUCAUGCUCGCUACCAAGCUCGACGGUGUCCUCAAGGCCCAGAAGGCUAAGGCGUAA
This is a messenger RNA of Malassezia pachydermatis, 369 nucleotides long. RefSeq names its product sterol-binding-like protein. Gene Ontology annotation, cellular component: cytosol. The record is from RefSeq and is a predicted model, not a curated record. Bases 1 to 369 code for a protein of 122 amino acids. NCBI's taxonomy places the organism in Eukaryota, Fungi, Basidiomycota, Malasseziomycetes, Malasseziales, Malasseziaceae. The transcript has 3 exons.